Vicia faba (fava bean) is the source of this 546-nucleotide messenger RNA. The record is from the annotation of a GenBank genome assembly. Lineage: Eukaryota; Viridiplantae; Streptophyta; Magnoliopsida; Fabales; Fabaceae.
AUGGGGCUGACAUUCACCAAGCUGUUCAAUCGGUUAUUUGCGAAGAAGGAGAUGAGGAUUUUGAUGGUUGGUCUCGAUGCGGCUGGUAAGACCACUAUUCUUUACAAGCUCAAGCUGGGAGAGAUCGUCACUACUAUUCCUACCAUUGGGUUCAAUGUGGAGACCGUGGAGUACAAGAACAUUAGCUUCACCGUUUGGGAUGUCGGAGGUCAAGACAAGAUCCGUCCCUUGUGGAGGCAUUACUUCCAGAACACUCAGGGUCUUAUAUUUGUUGUAGACAGCAAUGACAGGGAUAGAGUUGUUGAGGCCAGAGAUGAGUUACAUAGAAUGUUGAAUGAGGAUGAAUUGAGAGAUGCAGUAUUGCUUGUCUUUGCCAACAAACAAGAUCUUCCCAAUGCAAUGAAUGCUGCUGAAAUUACUGACAAGUUGGGUCUUCACUCUUUGAGACAGCGCCACUGGUACAUCCAGAGCACCUGUGCAACCUCAGGGGAGGGUCUUUAUGAAGGUUUGGACUGGCUUUCCAACAACAUAGCCAAUAAGGCUUAA